GCUAGAGCUAGCGCAAGCAAGCGAAGUUGCCGGUGUGGAGGGCAGAUCGACGAGCUCUGGGCAUCCUCAGACGGAAGGCGUAGCAUGCGGCUGCGCCCUCCGUCUGUGGAUGUUUCGGAUGCGCAGCUCUGCCCUCGUCUACGACUCUCGCGCUUGCUCGUGCUUCUUAUGCCUCGCUCGCCUCGCGUGUCUGCAUUCCGGCGGCAUCGCUCGACGUCGUCCUGCGCGUCGCUCAAGCUACGCGCGACGGCUCGCGGCGCGCAUGCAAGGCGCAGGCGCUCGGCUCGGCGAAGCAGUACCCGUGGCGCAUCGCGAACACCGCCUCGAGCGAAGCGGGGCAAGCGCCAGCAAGCAGGACCGCCGCCUGACAGCAGACCACAAGUGAUCGGACUUAGCCGCAGACGGGGCGCGCAGACGCAUGCUGCGCCGCCCCGUCUGAGGCUAAGUCUUGAUUGCCUUCGAUUUGCUAUCGGGUGCAGCGUUCUCGCUUCCUUGCACUUGUCCUUCUUUCGCCGCUCGCGUCGCCGCUCUGCGUCUCACGGCGUCGCUCGACGUCGUGCGGCUUACGCUCAGUCCGCUAUGCCGGGCACUUGCAAGCAGGCUGCUCCCGCUCGCAGUAGACGGCAUCGAGAGUCACGCAGAGACGGCAAAUGCAUCACAUUGUACAUCAGCUCCGUCCCAUGCCGCUAUUCUGACCUCCGCCGCCGCCGCCACUGGCGGAUGGCAAGCGAGACGAGGCGGCCGCAUGAUCCUUGGCUUCGGGGAGCUCCAAGCUGGCGCGUGCUGUGUCGAGCGUUCUGCUUGAUGUGACGCGAGCGAGCGCUGCCCUUCAUGGCGCGGGCCGAAGAGGCGAGCAGAUCGCUGGCGAGCCGCUUGGGCAGUAGACGGCGCGGUGGACGAGCGCGCGCUUGGAGAGAGCGCCGGAUGCUGGCGCCCAUGAAGUUCAGAGCUCGAGACGA
Tilletiopsis washingtonensis is the source of this 959-nucleotide messenger RNA. RefSeq lists its product as hypothetical. The record is from RefSeq and is a predicted model, not a curated record. Lineage: Eukaryota; Fungi; Basidiomycota; Exobasidiomycetes; Entylomatales. Bases 85 to 810 code for a protein of 241 amino acids. Gene Ontology annotation, molecular function: protein binding. The transcript is spliced from 2 exons.